Toxotes jaculatrix (banded archerfish) is the source of this 1390-nucleotide messenger RNA. It is a transcript of the gene tmem129, whose product is annotated as transmembrane protein 129, E3 ubiquitin protein ligase. The coding region runs from base 76 to 1176 and encodes 366 amino acids. The record is from RefSeq and is a predicted model, not a curated record. Gene Ontology annotation, cellular component: membrane; endoplasmic reticulum. Gene Ontology annotation, molecular function: ubiquitin protein ligase activity. The transcript is spliced from 7 exons. Gene Ontology annotation, biological process: protein ubiquitination. Lineage: Eukaryota; Metazoa; Chordata; Actinopteri; Toxotidae.
UGACGAAGAAACGUAUCAGGAAGAGGAGUAUGAUAAACAGCCAUGGCCGCACGGUGGUAGCGGACUGAAAGCAGUAUGGAGAGCCCGGAGUUAAGUUUUACGUUGGCCUACAUCGUCUUCUGUUUGUGCUUCGUGUUUACGCCCAAUGAGUUCCGCUCGGCCGGCCUGACCAUCCAGAACCUGUUUUCGUCCUGGCUGGGGAGCGAGGAUGUGGGGUUCGUGCAGUACCACGUCCGGAGGACCAGCGUCACCGUGCUGGUCCACUCUGUGCUGCCUUUAGGUUACUACAUGGGGAUGUGUAUCGCUGCUCCAGAGAAAAACCUGGGAUACAUUCACCAGGUGAGUGACAGCUGGAGAGCAUUUCUCGUCCUCUCUCUCUGCCUCCAAUUGGCCAGCUGGACCCUCGUCAUCUACUGGUCCCGGCAUCACUGGCACAACCACCCAAUCAGCCGGUCCCUGCAAGCCCACGUGCAGCCGCCUCACUCCAGCUGGGGCCAAGUGGCAGCCAACAUCAACACUGAGUUCCGACGCAUUGAUAAGUUUGCAACAGGGGCACCAGGAGCCAGAGUUAUUGUUACUGACACCUGGGUGUUAAAAGUGACCACCUAUCACGUCUACAUGGCCUUACAGAGAGACUGUCACGUGACAGUGACGGAGUCCAGGCAGCACCAGCUGAAUCCAGACUCUGCCUCACCUGCACAGAUCUUGACCCUAAGGGUGGAGAGCAUCAACCCUGCUGUCAGACCCUUUGACAUCAGACUCAACUCGACAGAAUAUGCUGAGCUCAGGGAGAAGCUGCGUGCUCCCAUCAGAAACUCUGCUAAUGUAGUGAUCCACCAAACCAUCAGCGAACUCUUCCUGGAAACAUUCAGAGCUCAGGUGGACCUCAAUCAGCCGUACAGGCUCCCCAGUGGACAGGAGCUGGAGCCCUGUAUCGGCUGUAUGCAGGUUCCAGCAAACACCAAGCUGGUCAGACUGUGCCACACAGAGGGAGCUGAUAACGAGUCCGACUGCCAGCAGUGUUUCUGCAGACCCAUGUGGUGUCUGUCCUGUCUGGGUCGAUGGUUCGCCAGCCGCCAGGAUCAGCAAAGACCUGAGACCUGGUUGUCCAGCAAAGUCCCCUGCCCCACCUGUAGAGCCACGUUCUGUAUACUGGAUGUCUGUGUGGUUCGCUGACAGGACUCGCACACAGAUCCAAACAGACUUUUUCCUCCAAAAAAAAAAAAAAAAACUUUCAUCAGCAGACCUGUGGAAGAGAAGGAGUGGACAGGACUGGUCUGGACUCUAUUAUGUAUCUGUUAUGAUCAUUUAGAGUAAGGAUAGAACACUAUAAAUAUUUGGUAUGAAGUGCAAUGAGCAGUGUGACUCUUUGUUUUACCCACAGUCAGAU